AUGGAGACUCACAUCAGUGCGCUUGUGCAACAGCAACUUGCUACCUCGAGCAGCCGAGCCAAACCUUCCGACAAGUGCAACAAGUGUGGAGGUUCUGGUCACUGGGCCCGCGAUCCUGUGUGUCCUUUAGCUGGAAAGAAGGGCAACAAUCGCGGUAAGAAUGCUGGCAACAACAACAAGCCCAAGGGCAACAAGAAGGAGGACACAAAAUGGAAGAAGAUUGCCCCUGGUCCUGGUGAGCCCCAACAGAAGGUUGUCAAUGGAAAGACUUGGAAGUAUUGUGCUCAUUGCACUCGUUGGUCUACUACCCACGGCACGGAUGGGCAUACUGGUCCAAAGAAGGAGUUGAUGGGUGAGCCGCAAGCUAACUUGUUCAUGUUUCCGCAUGCUUGGCACGUACCUUCAAUGGAAACGCCGUUGGCUCUUUGGAAUGUCUUCCAAUACUUGAUGUGCCGCGCCCUUCGGAACAUUCCCUUGUUGAUUAUUGUGUCCUUCUUGAGUUUCAAACUUGGAGCCCAGUGGUCGGUUUUGAAGCCUCUUCUCGCUCAGAUCCCGCCAAUGUUGUCUUUCGGAUGGUCAGCUGUCUACACAGCUUUCAGUGCGUCUUGGUUGAACAUGUUUGCUCCGCUGCUGUGGGCUAGUCUGUUGGUAUUCGGGACCUUACCCCAUCACCUUCAGCACCAGCUCCUCGGAUACCAGUCGCCACAGGAGUUCAAGCCUUUCCGAAUGACAAAACCGAAGUACAAGCAACUCGUUCGGUCCUGCCGUCGCAAACGUCGCCCCAAGUCCUUCAGCAACCAUCGCCACACCCGUCACUAUGGCCUUGCUACUCGAAAACGCCGUCCAUUGUCUCAUCGACAUGAUCGCUUCUCUCAAGAAGUCUUUGAACUCUCUCAGUACAUUGACGCCUUUGGCAAAGCUAUUUUGUUUCAUUGUGUUCCACGAGAGGGAGAUAUUUGGAGAGCCCUUCAUGAGGGAGAUAAUUGGAAUGAUUGGAAGAACAAGAGUCGUAAGAAGAAGACAAAUAGUGAGACAUGGCAAGAUUGUGGUGGCCACCAUGGAGACGACCCAAACUCAACGCACCCUUCAGCACACUGUCCCCGUUGCAAGCCCAAGAAGUAUCGCAAUCGACCCAAUGGUGCAUGGGAAACUUCUGGACACUGGAACAAGUAUUCUCGUUGGACCUACUACAAUCCAAACAAAAGAGCAUCUGCUAAUGAUUGGAGCCCUCACAGUGAAGCCUUCAGUUCCUGCAACAUUAGACGACAAAGGAUGAGACGUUGUAAUCAAAGGAACACAGUGUACAAGCCAACAAUUGGCAAUGGAAUUCCUAUGUCACAGCUCAAGGUGCUUACCUCUCCGAUUGCAGCUACAUUCUUUGCCAAUGGUAAUGUCCCGCCGCACUUGAACAACAUUACGGAGCGUUUCAAGGCUGCAACAGAUCCAAAGCAAGCCAUCGAAGAAUAUCAGAAGCUUCACAGAGUGCGGAAGAACAAGGUGAUUUAUGACUCCGGUGCGAGUCAUUCUCUUUCUCCAUGCAAGAGGGAUUUCAUUGGACCCAUUCAACCAGCUCCAAUUGGACUACGAAUCAAAGGGAUUGCAAGAGGACUGCAUAUUGCCUGUGUUGGCACCACCAGUCUGCUCCAAGCCUAUCCACUGGAACAAAUCUUGCAAUCAAGCACACUAUUGACAAUGAUUGGAACCAAGGAUUUGCUGUCAAGGGACAAUGUGAAACAAAAUGAAGCUACCAACUCAAUUGAAGUUGCAAUUGACCCAGCAACAAACCUACCUACCUCUCUUGCCUACGAUCAUGGCUCCAACUCCAACUCCACAAACUUUGAAGCCGAAUUCAACAACUUUCUGACAACAUUGCCACUCUGUGCAGGAUGUCAAUUUGGCAAGCAACGUCGUCGUCCAGCUCCUGGAAAGACCUCAAGGGUGGUCCGCGAUCGUGAGGGAGCCCUGAAGAAAGACAACUUGUUCCCAGGACAGAAAGUGUCAGUGGAUCAUUUUGUUUGUUCAACAAAAGGACGAUUGCUACAUACCUUUGGAAAGGAAGAUGAUUCACUUCGAUUCUCAGGUGGAUGCAUCUUUGUGGAUCAUGCCUCCGGUUUCGUCCACGUCCAUCAUCAGGUUCAUCUCAACACUCAUGAAACUUUGCAAGGCAAGGAAGCUUUCGAAAACAAGUGUCGAGAGUUUGGAGUUAUUGUGUCAGAGUACCAGAGUGACAAUGGUGGAGCUUUCACAUCAAGGGCAUACACUGAGCACUUACGACAGUUUGAACAGGUUUCUUCGUUUGCAGGAGUCGGAGCUCAUCAUCACAAUGGAAUCGCCGAACGAUCCAUCCAAACGAUUAUGUCCAUUGCGCGAACGAUGAUGUUGCAUCAAGCCAUCCAUUGGCCUGAUGUUGCUGCUGCCAACUGUUGGCCCCUUGCCGUGGAUCAAGCUGUCUUCUUGUACAACCACAUGCCAAAUCCAACCACAGGUCUAUCUCCGAAUGAUCUCAUCAGUCGCACCCGCUGGCCUCAAUCUCGACUCGCCGAUGUUCAUGUUUGGGGAUGCCCAGUAUACGUUCUUGAAAAGAAGAUCCAGGAUGGACAAAAGCUGCCUCGGUGGCAACCCCGCUCAACUCGGCAAAUCUAUGUUGGAUUGAGCAAGAAGCACGCAUCGUCAGUUCCAUUGUGUUUGAAUCCAGCAACUGGCGCCAUCACAUCCCAAUUCCACAUUGUGUUUGAUGACGAGUUCUCAACAAUUGCUACAAGUGUCGACGACUUACCGGAUUUUGGUUCUAAUGAAUGGAUGAAGCUUUUUGGAGACUCGAUUUACCAAUACAUCUUGGAUGAUGAUGAUGAUCAUGAACCUCCAGUUGACCAAGCUCCAUCCGACCUUCCGCCAUUGGUGUCUCGCGUCCGAGACCAAAUCGAACAUCAUCGCCCUUCCGAACCAUUGGACGUCAAGCCCCCACCUACCACCGUGCCACCAUCUGUCGGAUUGUCAAAUCAGCAACCUUCGCUCCAGAGGGAGAUUCCACUAUCUUCGCUCCAGAAAGAGACUCCACUACCUUCACUCCUAAGGGAGACUGUGAAUGAGGCUCCGCCUUCCCAGCCGUCUGCGCCUCAGAGGGAGAUGAAUGCGACUCCAAAGGAGAUGCCACAGCCCCCCACACGUGAAAAAACCAGCUCCACAGCCUACACGUCCAAAAACGAAACCAGCUCCACAGCCUGCUCCUGCUCCUAA
Cylindrotheca closterium is the source of this 3237-nucleotide messenger RNA. The record is from the annotation of a GenBank genome assembly. NCBI's taxonomy places the organism in Eukaryota, Bacillariophyta, Bacillariophyceae, Bacillariales, Bacillariaceae.